CAAGUUUGCUUCAGGAUCUGUAAACGCUGCGGCUGCCUGUGGCCAAGUCCGAACGCUCCCAGGGCGGGGGUGCGGUCGUGUAAUAGGAAGCGGAGCACGCUGCAAGCUUCCCCUCAACAGCCGCUACCCGGCCCCUCUCUCUGCCUAGUGCAUCCCCUGGACACCUCCGGGGUCCCCACCAGUGAUCCUGGGAGCCCCCUUUCCGCACCAGCCAUGCCUCUGAGCCGCACGUUGUCUGUAUCCUCACUCCCAGGACUGGAGGAGUGGGAGGAUGAGUUCGACCUGGAGAACGCAGUGCUCUUCGAGGUGGCCUGGGAGGUGGCCAACAAGGUGGGGGGCAUCUACACGGUGCUGCAGACCAAGGCGAAGGUGACAGGGGAUGAGUGGGGUGACAACUACUACCUGGUGGGACCAUACACGGAGCAGGGUGUGAGGACCCAGGUGGAACUGCUUGAGCCCCCAACCCCGGCCCUGAAGAAGACGCUGGACUCCAUGAACAGCAAGGGCUGCAAGGUGUAUUUUGGGCGCUGGCUGAUUGAGGGGGGACCCCUGGUGGUGCUCCUGGAUGUGGGGGCCUCUGCCUGGGCCCUGGAACGCUGGAAAGGAGAGCUCUGGGACACUUGCAACAUCGGGGUGCCCUGGUACGACCGAGAAGCCAAUGACGCUGUCCUCUUUGGCUUCCUCACCACCUGGUUCCUCGGUGAGUUCCUGGCCCAGAGUGACGAGAAGCCACAUGUGGUUGCCCACUUCCACGAAUGGUUGGCAGGUGUUGGGCUCUGCCUGUGCCGUGCCCGGCGGUUGCCUGUGGCCACUAUUUUCACCACCCAUGCCACGCUGCUGGGGCGUUACCUGUGUGCUGGUGCUGUGGACUUCUACAACAACCUGGAGAAUUUCAAUGUAGACAAGGAAGCAGGAGAGAGACAGAUCUAUCACCGCUACUGCAUGGAGCGGGCAGCAGCCCACUGUGCUCAUGUCUUCACCACUGUGUCCCAGAUAACGGCCAUCGAGGCUCAGCACCUACUCAAGAGGAAGCCAGAUAUUGUGACCCCCAAUGGGCUGAAUGUGAAGAAGUUCUCUGCCAUGCAUGAGUUCCAGAACCUCCAUGCUCAGAGCAAAGCUCGGAUCCAGGAGUUUGUGCGGGGCCAUUUUUAUGGGCACCUCGACUUCAAUUUGGACAAGACCUUGUAUUUCUUUAUUGCUGGCCGCUACGAGUUCUCUAACAAAGGGGCAGACGUUUUCCUCGAAGCCUUGGCUCGGCUCAACUAUCUGCUCAGAGUGAAUGGCAGUGAGCAGACGGUGGUUGCCUUCUUCAUCAUGCCGGCUCGGACCAACAACUUCAACGUGGAAACUCUCAAGGGCCAGGCUGUGCGCAAGCAACUGUGGGACACAGCCAACACGGUGAAGGAGAAGUUCGGGAGGAAGCUAUAUGAAUCCUUACUGGUGGGGAGCCUCCCAGACAUGAACAAGAUGCUGGACAAGGAGGACUUCACUAUGAUGAAGAGAGCUAUCUUUGCCACACAGCGGCAAUCGUUCCCUCCUGUGUGCACCCACAAUAUGCUGGAUGACUCCUCAGACCCCAUCUUGACCACCAUCCGCCGGAUUGGCCUCUUCAAUAGCAGUGCCGACAGGGUGAAGGUGAUUUUUCACCCAGAAUUCCUCUCCUCCACAAGCCCCCUGCUUCCUGUGGAUUACGAGGAGUUUGUACGUGGCUGUCACCUUGGGGUCUUCCCCUCCUACUAUGAGCCUUGGGGCUACACGCCAGCCGAGUGUACAGUCAUGGGCAUCCCCAGUAUCUCCACCAACCUCUCUGGCUUUGGCUGCUUCAUGGAGGAGCACAUCGCAGACCCCUCAGCUUACGGCAUCUACAUUCUGGACCGGCGGUUCCGCAGCCUGGAUGAUUCCUGCUCACAGCUCACCUCCUUCCUCUACAGCUUCUGCCAGCAGAGCCGCAGACAGCGCAUCAUCCAGCGGAACCGCACAGAGCGUCUCUCAGACCUUUUGGACUGGAAAUAUCUAGGCCGGUACUACAUGUCUGCGCGGCACAUGGCGCUGGCCAAGGCCUUUCCGGAUCACUUCACCUACGAGCCCCAUGAGGCGGAUGCGGCACAGGGCUACCGCUACCCACGGCCAGCCUCGGUGCCCCCAUCGCCCUCACUGUCUCGACACUCGAGUCCGCAUCAGAGCGAGGAUGAGGAGGAACCCCGGGAAGGGCCACUUGAGGAAGAUGGCGAACGAUAUGACGAGGACGAGGAGGCGGCCAAGGAUCGGCGCAACAUCCGCGCGCCCGAGUGGCCACGUCGAGGCUCCUGCACCUCCUCCACAGGCAAGCGCAGCAACUCAUUGGACACUGCGCCCUCCAGCUCGCUGAGCACACCCAGUGAGCCCCUCAGCCCUGCCAGCUCCCUGGGGGAGGAGCGCAACUAAGAUGGCUACGCCCCCUCCCGCCUCCCACCUGUCCUCUGUGUCCCUCUUCAGAGUGGACACAGCCAGCGGGUGUUCCAGAGUCCCACUCCAGAUCCCCAGUGGGAUCCAACCUUGACUGAUGCACACUUCUGUCCCUCCAGCUCCUUUCUUGGAGUCCCCACACUCCAAAGCCCAAACACUGUGCCUUUCUUGGAUUUCAGAAUGCAUUAUCUGUGCCCCAGAGUCCUCCAGGCUUAGACUGGGUCCCAGAGCCUGGGAAUCUGCCAUUACAUUGCAGGGGCACCAGAGGUGCUGGGAAGCCUGGCCUGUUGUGUUGUAGGCCAAGGCUCCUAGAAGCUUUCAUAGCUUGCAAAUUCUAUAGCAUACACAGCAUGCCGUGCCCAGGCCUUGCCUGGGGACCACCAAGCACUAGAAACCACAUUGUAGGAGCUGGGGAUUUAGCUCAGCGGCAUAAGCACCUGCAUUGCAAGCAGGCGGUCGUGAGUGAGUUCAAUCCCUGGUACCGAUAAAAAGGAAAAAGACAAAAAAAAAAAAAAAAAAGAAAGAAAGAAACCACAUGGUAUCCCUGCUAAUGGGACAACCAAGUCCAGCGAUGGGACACUUUCAGGGACUUAAUGCCAGUGGUUCUUUCUUCCGUUUCAACUCCCGAGCUCCAGGAGGGACUCACCGUGUAGCCCUACCUGGAGUAUCCAGUCCUGCCCAGAGUAUCCCUAAGUGCUCUUGUGGUCACCCACAGUUUGACCAGGCUGAGGGUGGCAUAAGCACUUGGCUCCUCAUUCCUUGUGGAGAGCAUGCAACCUUGGUCUAGACAGCCCUCUGCCUUUCUGGCCUGUUCUGGACAAGAUCCUCCCCUCUUUCCUGAGUCCAAGCUCUCCCCUGAGUCUUUCUGUGCCCUCCAGGGACUCCCUCUGCCUGCCCUAUCCAACCACUCCAUGCACUGUGAAACCACUGGGUUCUAGGUCCCAGCUGCUGCAUCUGAAACCUCACCACUGCGCUGCAUCUGGACCCCUGUUCUAGAGCUGAGCCCACUGGGUUCUAGAAGUUCCAUGGUUACCUUGAGGUUCUUCUGUCCCCAGGCUAUGCCUGGCCCCUGGCUUCGGUGAAGGGAGGGCCCUUCAUGUGUGCAGUGCUGUAUCUGACACUCCACUUUGGUUUGCAGGGGACGGGGAGGGCAGAUCGGGUGUGCCUGGAGUGUGUCCAGAGAUAAAAAGAUCCAUCAGUAUUGAAGAGUCCCAAGUGUCAUCUGACAUGAGCAAUUGGUGGGCCUUGUUCCUGCCUCCCCAGUCCAUGCUGUCCACAUGGUUUUAGGCCCUGUACUGCCCUCGCCCCCCCCCUUCCGGGAAGGACUUACAUUGCUGUCUUGCUGUCCUAAGAUCCCAGCGCUGUGCAAGGAAGCCUCUGACUUCCCUAGUUGGGCUCUGAUACUCAAGUGGCAAAAACGUGCCUCACAUGAUUUUUGGUGUGGAGUUCUGUGACUAAGAGGAUGAUCCACACAGCAGCCAUGAACCCCACGUGGCCACUGAAAUGAAAGGUAGUUUCUCAUUUCUCAGAAUUACCUGCCGUAUGCAUGGUCCAUGGCCACAGGUGGUAUGUGGCUGCCCUGUGGACAUCACAGAUGGACAGACUUGUUUCCAGGACUCUAUUCUCAAAAAACAUCUUCCUUUUUCUGAUCUUCACUAGAAAGGUCAUGUGUGUUUCUCUAAAACUGAGAUGUAUUUCCUGUUAAGUCUGUGUGCAGCAGACAGGGUAAACUUGCAAAUCAUAAAUGGCCACCAAAAGGGGAGUGACAGAAGCAUAGUACUAAUGGGUACCUAAUGGCUUGGUCAUUUCAGCUGGGUUGGGGGGUAUAGGUGUGGGAAACACUUAGCUGGCUUAUACAUAUAUGGCCCUGGGUUUGAUCUCCAGUACCCUGGCCCACCAAAACCCUCCUCCAUAAAAGAACAGCAAGGGAAUCGUCUGACCCAGCAGUUUCUUCAGUUCCCAUUUGGAGUAUUCAGCCUCCAGUUUCGCUUCCCGUUUGUGUGGGGGCCAAACCCCUAGCUCAGUACCCUUUCCCAUUAUGUGGCCCCGGGCUGCCCUGUGCCAGCCUUGGCCUCACUCUAAAAAUAGCAAGUUUUUAGAGUUAGGAGUCUCAGCUGUCAUAUAUUUAAUGGUAGUGACAUCAGUUUGCCCAUGAAAAGGGGCACAAUGCCCCUGGACUCCAACCUGUAGGUUUGGCCCAAUACAAGGCCCCCUAAUUUAUUCCUUAAAACACCCCUUCAGGUUGAGAUCCAGUGUCUGGCCCCACCCCAAGUAUCACAUUAGCUGCCUUCACACAUCCAGGGGAAAAAAACCCUCAGCAACACAACAUACCCUAGAGAUGGGGUCCUGCUUUUUCAGAAAACAGCUAGGGCCAACAGAUCUUUCUGCCAUUGCCCAGCCUAGACUCAUUUUUCCACACUGCAUGUGUAUACACAAGUCCAUAGAACACCACUAGUUGCUGUGAAAGGCUUUAUUUUUCUUUUGGUCCAAGAUUUGGGAGGGGACUCCAAAGAGGUGAAAAAACUGCCUAGUGACUGGAGGGAGAGGGUCCAGCCAAAGCCCUGAUGCCAGUGAUGCUGGAGCCCCUCAGAUACUGCCAGGCUCUGGGGCCUCCUAGUCGUGCUUAAGUGUGAGCCUUUCAAAGAGGUACUCGCCCAGCCCAGCCUGGGGACCAUCCAGCCUGCGGAGGUUAGUGAGGUGGUCACCUAUCUUCUUGAUGAGCUUCACUUCCUCAUCUAGGAAGUGGUUCUCCAGAAAAUCACAAACCUGAAAAGCAAAAGAAGUCAGAAAUCCAAUUCUGGGCCAAGAGGGUGGAGCAAAGCCGUUUCUAACAAUGGGACAUGCAGGAGGCAGGCUCAGAAGUAAAUGUGCCUACGGCUCCUGGGACAGUCACUUACAUGAGGGUCUGUCUUGGCAGAGCCCAAGGCAUGGAGAUCCAGAAGAGCUUGGUUCAGGCUCUUCUCCAGGGUCAGAGCCGCUUCCAUAGCAUCAAGGGUCUUACCCCACUCAUCCUCAGAAGGCUUCUACACAGAAAACAAAAGGCACAGAAACGGCCACGUUAUCGUACACACUCACAGAGAGCUAAAACUACAAAUCUCAGUUUGAGUGAUCCUUUCCUGCAGUAACUUGCACAGCCUACACCUGAUUUCCCAGAAAUCCCAGCGACAACUGAUCAGCUAAGGCCCAGGAGGAGCCCCAUGGCAAGGACUGAAGUCGCUACUUCAGUCCUUGUUUACCUGCACGUCCUGGAAGAGCGCGCGGCCGCCGCGCUGGUUUUGCAUUUUCAGGAGGCGCUCGGCACCCUCACGUUUCUCCUUGGCCAGCUCACGGAAGAAAUGGCCCACGCCCGCCAAAGCCACAUCGUCGCGGUCGAAAUAGUAGCCCUGCGGGAAGAGAUGGCGGGAAGUAUGUGGAGAGUUGAGGCCAGGCAAGCGGCCUCCUCCCUCCGCCUGCCCCGCAAAACAAAGACGGCCUGCGCAUGCGCACAGCCAACAAGUGCGCAGUUACGAGGAAACAGGGCCUAGGGUGUUUGGGGGACCCUUACCAGAGAGAGGUAGGUGUAGGAGGCCUGCAAGUGCAGGUUCACCAAGCGGUUGACGGCAGCCUCCACCUCGGUGGAAUAAUUCUGACGAAUCUGAGAGGUCAUUGCUGAUCAGCGGGAAGGAGCUACCCACAAAAGAACGGUGUAGGCUGGCCCUGGAAGGAGCAGAUGGUCGAGAAGAUGGUCCCAAAAUUUGUACCUGGAGAGUGGAUGGGAGAUUUAAAAAAAAAAAAAAAAAAAAGGAGUCCCCGGGUCUGUUCCGUCCAAA
Cavia porcellus (domestic guinea pig) is the source of this 6254-nucleotide messenger RNA. It is a transcript of the gene Gys1, whose product is annotated as glycogen synthase 1. Bases 214 to 2424 code for a protein of 736 amino acids. The transcript is spliced from 16 exons. NCBI's taxonomy places the organism in Eukaryota, Metazoa, Chordata, Mammalia, Rodentia, Caviidae. Gene Ontology annotation, molecular function: alpha-1,4-glucan glucosyltransferase (UDP-glucose donor) activity. Gene Ontology annotation, cellular component: cytoplasm. Gene Ontology annotation, biological process: glycogen biosynthetic process. The record is from RefSeq and is a predicted model, not a curated record.